UCGGCUGCCAGAGUUGAAGAUGAGGCCGCCGUGGUUGUCCGCUGCACUGGGACCGUUCGUCCCACGGCGGGCACUCGGGGCGCGAGCGCAAGUCCGGCCGGCGGCCGUCGCCCAAGUGCUGCGCUUUCCCGAGAAGCAGCAGAAGGGGCUGGUGUUCCCGCUGCAGGAGCUGGAGCGCUGCAUGGUCCCUGGGGUGAGCGCCAAGCUCCACGUGAGGACGUUUGACCCGAGCCUGGAGGACAUCGCGAGAGCCGAGGCCGCCUUCUGCCCCGCGCCGGGCCACCGGAUCGACUACAUUAGCAGCGCCGAGCGCUUGGACCACGCCCCCGUCUCCUCCCGCCCUGAGGUCUGCUUUAUAGGAAGAAGCAACGUUGGAAAAUCAUCCCUAAUAAGGGCUUUAUUUUCCCUGGCCCCUGAAGUUGAAGUCAGAGUUUCAAAAAAGCCGGGGCACACAAAGAAAAUUAACUUCUUCCAGGUUGGAAAAUAUUUCACAUUGGUGGACAUGCCAGGUUAUGGUUUUAAAGCACCUAAGGAUUUUGUUGACAUGGUAGAAGUUUAUCUGAAAAGACGGCCAAAUUUGACAAGAACGUUUUUGUUGGUAGAUGGUGUUGUUGGAAUUCAAAAAGCAGAUAGUAUUGCUAUAGAAAUGUGUGAAGAAUUUGCAUUGCCCUAUGUGAUGGUGUUAACAAAAAUUGACAAAGUUUCCAAAAGUCAUAUUGCAAAACAAGUUCUGCAGAUCCAAGAAUUUGUUGACACUCAAACCCAGGGAUGCUUUCCUCAGCUGUUUCCUGUCAGUUCUGUGACGUACUCAGGAAUCCAUCUGUUGAGGUGUUUUAUAGCCUAUAUAACAGGAAACCUUCGCAUCAAUAGCUCACAGCUUGGCUAAAGACUUGUAAGGCUGGCUUUGUCAUCCAGAACAUCAGCGUUGUUUUAGAUGCUGUCAAUCUUUAACAUGGCAAGAGGACCAUUUGCAUCUUCCCAAAGUAAUCUCUGCCCCAGUUUUAAUGCCCGAGAAGCAGCUACAGUGGAUCAAUUCAGAACAAUUACUUUGAAAAGUUAUCUUUUCAACAAGCUGAAACUGCAACUUGUUUUGCUCACAGCUCAGUAUUCUUUGUCAAGAGAAACCAUAGCAUAUUGAGCAAGCUGACAACAAAGGGCUCCCAGACAAUAGGGCCUCCCUCUAGGCAUUUGGGAUUCCUUCACCCCUCUCAUCAUGCCCUCCCCAUCAUUUGUAUCUUCAUGGUUGAAGGUGUUAUGACAUUCCCAACACCAAACCUGGAAGAACAGGCAACCAGCCUGCAACUGUGGGUGUGGGUAGAAGCUAGAGAAUGUGGAAGUCUCAAGGUGCAUAGUUUUGUGACACAUCCUUUGAAAACACAAUGGAUUCAUUGGUCUUAUUUGCUUAAAACACAUUUCCAUUAUACACUAGACUUAGAAAUACAACAAAGCAGAGUUGUUCAAAAGCACACCUGAAAGGAUAUAUACUGAUAUGCUUAAACUUUAUCAUGUCUAUGCUAACUGUAUUUUAAGAUUUUCAAUAAAAGAUUUAAGACUUUCAAUAAAA
Dromiciops gliroides (monito del monte) is the source of this 1564-nucleotide messenger RNA. RefSeq names its product GTP binding protein 8 (putative) (gene GTPBP8). Gene Ontology annotation, molecular function: GTP binding. The transcript is spliced from 6 exons. NCBI's taxonomy places the organism in Eukaryota, Metazoa, Chordata, Mammalia, Microbiotheria, Microbiotheriidae. The record is from RefSeq and is a predicted model, not a curated record. Gene Ontology annotation, cellular component: mitochondrion. The coding region runs from base 20 to 886 and encodes 288 amino acids.